AACUCAUCCAGUGCUCCGAGAAGGUCGCAUAGAAAAUUGUUCCCGUAAUUUUUUACGUUUAUAUCCAGAUUAUAUUUAUUUCUCGUGAUCUGUCUAUUUGCUCCAAUGCCUACAGCAAUGGCAACCAUAGAGCAUGCCACGCAGCUGCUGGAUUUUACGCAAAAACUCGAUAUAACUUUACUAGACUCGGUUGUCUCGUGUUUUUACAUGGCACAAGGACCACAGGUUCAUACAUAUUUUCCGUUCAUUUUAUGACUGUAUCAUGUGCAGAUUUUGGAAAUGGCCGUCUGAUUGACGGAUUAUUUUUCGCUUCAUCAGCAACGAAUGGCAGACCAGAUCCUAACUCAACUCAAACAGCACCCGGACGCCUGGACAAGAGUCGAUACAAUACUCGAAUUUUCAAAUAACCAGCAGACUAAGGUAGGUUUCAAUAUCUGGAUUUUCCACAAAAUUUAUAAUUUUUUUGAGUCAUUCUAAUAAUUCUUAUUCCAGUAUUUCGCGCUCCAAAUACUCGAAUCGGUCAUCAAGACGCGAUGGAAAGUUCUUCCGUCCGAGCAGUGCGAAGGUUAGUCAGCCAGUAGAAAGUUUACUAUAAGUCUGUCAGAAUAAAUUAUCAUUUCCAUGGUUUGACAGUAAAACCAAUUAAAGAAAUCCUUCUCAUAAGGUAAAGUAAGAUUUUUAUUUUUUAUUUUUCAGGGAUCAAGAAAUAUAUCGUAGGGCUCAUAAUAAAAAUCUCGUCUGAAGGCGAUAUGUUGGAGGUGUGUUAGUGUAGUGUUGUUUACAAAGUUGGUUUUUGUUUUCGCGUGACAAUUGUCUAAUACUCUGUCUUCGCUGCGAAGUUUUAAGUCUCCUCUUCAGUAAAGUAAAUUUUUAUUCUAUUUUCAGAAAGAAAAAACAUAUAUUGGAAAGUUGAAUAUGAUUUUAGUGGAGGUAUGUGAACUUAGGUGUCCGUUUACCAUUUAAAGGGUGAUUCCCGCCAAAAAUAUUCGCAUUUAGAAUGCUACUUUCAGUGGUCAGGUAUAGAAGCGACAUUUAUUUCGGUAGAAGACGGUUGUGUUCGUCUUUGCAAACGAGAUCUGUCGUAUUUUAAGUUCUAAGUUGUCAAAAACAUUGAUUAUUUAGUCAGCUAAUGCUGUUUAUGACAGGUGUUUAUGGGUAAUAGGAGAGAAUGGCUGGUUGCCAGACAUAACUUCUCACCAUGAGUGCCUAAACUGACAUUUUCAGUUGAAUUUAAGUACCAUAUCAAUGGACCACUUGAUUUUGUUCCUUGUUCCUCAGGUUCGGGUUGCAUAUUGUAGUUACUUGCUUGAGCAUUGAAAAUCAGACCUUACUGUUUAGCACCUUAUUCCACUAAGUCUGAUUUGGCGAAUUGCAUAUUAUUAUUUAAAGUGAUUUAAAUAUUUAAAAUGUUGUAAUGAAUUGCUGUUUGUUGAAUUGUGGCAUUGUUUUUUUAAUUCCACUUUUAUAGUCUGUUUAAUUUUAGUUCUUAUAUUUGUGUAGAUUUUGAAGCAUGAAUGGCCAAAGAAGUGGCCAAGUUUUAUCAGUGAUAUAGUUGGCGCUAGUAAAGCAAACGAGUCUCUCUGCCAGAACAACAUGGUGAUUCUUAAACUUCUCAGGUAGGUGUUUCUCUAUGUAAUCAUUAAAAAUUGAUUUGAAGGAUUGUAUGAUUUGGGAUGAAUUAAAGUUACUAUUUGUUAUUACAGAUUUAUUUAAACCUUUGGUGUUGUUGGAAGGCUUUUAACACAAUUCUAUGCAAAUAUUACUUAGACAAGACCAAAAUAAUCCCUAACCGCAAGAAAGAAAAUUAAGAUUUUUUUUUUUUCUUGCAUCUAUUAUAAAGACCAGGUCAAGAUGAAUAAAAUUACCAAAAGUCUAGUUAGAACGUAGUUUAUUUAGAAAUGAAAUACUAAUUAUGUUGAAAAAGAAACCUGCAAAUCAUUUUAAAAUAUGCAUAUAAAGGUCAGUUGUCCUGAUUGCUCACUUUUGGGCCCAUCAAUGUCUUUCAAACAUUUGUUUUUCUUGACUGCAGUUCUUUCAUGGAAAGUUUGUCAUUAAAUAUGAAAUUAAUUUGAAUUGCAUUUUUGAGUUAUUAUUUUUUUCAUUAAGUGUCUGUGACCUAAUGAGUUUGUUAAUUUUUUUCAGUGAGGAAGUUUUUGACUUCUCCAGUGGUCAGAUGACACAAGCAAAGGCAAAACAUUUGAAGGACAGCAUGUGCAGUGAAUUCUUGCAGAUAUUUACCCUUUGCCAGUUUGUUCUGGUAGGUUAUGGACUUAAUUUUUUACAUGUUGGAAUACUCACUUUAAUUACGAGUGACAUGACACUUUCCACAUGCAGUUUGAUAUAAUUAACUAUGGCUCUGUGAUCUUAUUUGUCAUUAGGUUUAUUUCUGAUCUUACAUGCCUGAGAAAAAUAAUGUUAUUGCAGAGAAGUUAUGCAGAUAAUUUACUCCUACUUGAAUUAUUUGCCAGGAAAUAUUUUGCCAUUCAGAUUUUGAGCUCUACUGGAGCACUUUCAUUAUAAACUAUUCAAUAUUUUUUUUGUUUAGGGCAACUCUCAAAAUGUCACUCUCAUUGGUGCAACAUUGGAGGUCAGUGGAUUGUGUUACUUAGAAGCUUAUUACAUUAUAACUCAACUCCUGUUAGUUCUGUGAUUACACAAGGUUUGCCUGGGUCCUGGAAAACCUGGGAAGUCCUGGAAUUUUAUUUUGUAAGUUUCCAGGAUUGGAAAGUCCUGGAAAUCUGCUUAACUCAAGCAAUAAAGUUUUCUGAAUUUAUGUUAUAAGAAAUGUAUAAAGACUGUAACUAUGAUUUAUUUUGAAAUUUUGGAAGUGAUAAGAUUUAAGUUGAAAUUUGGAGCCCUGGAAAAAUCAAAUUAAAUCCUGGAACAGUCUACGAAAUUUGUUUCAUAAAAAAGGUACGAACCCUGAUUACAGGGUGAGUGGUAUGUAAACCAAGGAGAUAUUGUAACCUCUGAUGUUUUUGCAACCCUUCCCUUAAAAAAAAUGGAAAGAAAGAGAAAAAGGGAGUCAUUUGAAUAGAACAGCUGUGGACAGCUGUUGAGGGUUUUAGAGACCUAACAUCAGCAUGAGGUUACAAACAUAAGAGCUCUGGGUUCUAAAGCUAAAGACUGUGCAAUUUUUGUUAUUCUACACUAAUUAGAAUAUACUGAAGGUACACUGUUGGUUGUUUUUUUUUUUUUUUCUUGUUGUUGUUGUGUCACAAAAUGGUUUGAACAAAAUAAAUUUGUAAUGACCAAUUUUAGAAGGAGGAACAGUUGGUCUGUGGAGCAUGACAUCCUUAAACUCAUUCCUUUUAUGCUAUUAUUGUAGACUCUGCUACGUUUUCUCAACUGGAUUCCCCUUGGUUACAUAUUUGAGACACAGCUGAACAGCACGCUUGUUUGCAAGGUAUGCUGGGAAAUAACCCAUAACAACACCAUUAAUUUUUUUUGUUCCCUCUUAAUACUUGGAUUGCUAAAUUCAUUAUGUUUGAUAUGAAAAGUACAGACUUAAGCAGAAGUUCCUUCUAAUUUGCAGUUUCUGAAUGUGCCCAUGUUCCGAAAUGUGACUCUGAAGUGUCUGACUGAAAUUGGUAAGGUUUUUUUUUUUUGUUUUUGUUUUUUUUGCAAAAAGAAUGAAACUGGAAACUGGCUCAUGAAAGUUUGCAGUCCAGAAAUCUUUUGCUAUUCUUGCGCUGAAUGAGUUUAAUCCUUAGUGAAGUAAUCUUAGGCAAUAGAGUUAAACCUUGUUUUGCAAAUGUUUUGUUUUGUGAGUUAGUGAAUGUAGCAAGGUACAAUUUUAUUAGGCUGUUAUUUUACUGCAUCCAAUCCAUCCAUUGCAUUUUUUUGAAACUAUUCUUACAGCUGGCAUUGAUGCAAACCAGUAUGAUGAACAGUUUGUAGUGCUGUUUUCUUUAACGAUGGCUCAGUUAAAACAGGUAAGCAUAGCAAUAUUAAUUUUGGCUACUUCAUCCUUUAAAUAUAGUAACUUCCUGUAGCUAAAUACUGCAUUUUAGCCACCUGCAUUGCAGCCCCUUUAUUUUGGAAGAAGAAAUUGCAUAGCCAGUCUUAUUGUGUGCCACACUUACAAGCUUUUUUAAGAGCUUAAAUGCAAGUGCUGGUUUCCUGCUCCUUGGGAUAGAGAUUGCUAUAACAGUUUGCGCCUUUGUAAAUGUUAUAUACACUUACAUAAUUCAUGUGAAUACAAACAUGAAGAAACCAAAUGUAGUUUUUUAAUGAAAAUUGUUGGAGCUAUAAAAUUUGUCUUGUUCAUAUCAGUGUAGAGCUCACUCUUUAUUUUGAAUUUCUAUCUAGAUGCUCCCUUUGACAAUCAACAUCAAAGAUGCAUAUGCAAAUGGAAAAGAUGAUGAGCAGAAGUUUAUUCAGAAUCUGAGUUUGUUCUUGUGUACAUUUCUAAAGGAACAUGGCCAGUUAGUGGAGAAGAAGGUAUGGCUGAGAAAUUAUUUUACAUCUCAGAUUAGUACUUUUGAGUAUACCUAAAGAAGCAUAUUUGAUUUGUAAAUAUUCUCUUCUUUGUAGGAGGAACUACAUACAACAUUGUUGGAGGUAAGAAUUUGGUGGUAUAUACUUUAGUGUCAACUUCCUAUGUGCAGUUGAUGGUAUACUUAAUUGGAAUGCAAGGGCAAAAUUUAUGUACAAUGACACACCAUAGUCAAUUAAGAAGAGUCAAUAAAAUUUCAAUUCAGAUCUAACUGUACAUGACUUUUUGAGUGCUGAGAGGGAAGUGGCAGAGGUGGCAAAAUUCCUUGCUAACCUUGCAAAGUAGACAACAAAAAGAAUUAUAAAAUAAUGCAAAUAGUACGCAUGCUCUGAUUGGCCAUAAAACCAUUUUACAUGAGUGUAUGUAAACACGGUUUUCGUUCCUCUUUCAUUUGUUAUUUUAUAAAAGAAAUGUAAAAUGGUUUCCGUGUUUACAUAGCCUGAUGUAAAAGUGGGGAAACAAUAAGCUGGAAAAUUGGUUGCAUUGUUGUGUUUACAUCAGGAUAAUAAACAUAUUUACACAAACAUUGUUGUACUUAUAAUACAUAUUUCCAAACAAAGUUAUUGUUUGCCUCUUCAGGCUCUCCAUUAUCUUGUCCUCAUCUCUGAGGUAGAAGAGACAGAAAUAUUCAAGAUUUGUUUGGAGUACUGGAAUGCCCUGGCAUCAGAUUUAUACCGCGAGAACCCAUUCCCUUCAAGUACACCUCUUUUGAUUGGCUCUUCACAGUCUCAAACAAUACCACCAAGAAGACAAAUGUACUUGUCAGUAUUAUCCAAAGUAAGUAAAUUACUGCUGCCUUUAGCUCUUGUCACUUCAUUUUCCACAAGAGACAGCAGGAAUAGAAACUAGGUAGAUUGCAAGUUAAUUUUCACCUUGUUUGAGAAACUGUGGUGUGCUUUUGUGCACAUAGGUUCCUUAACUACAAUGACUUUUCUGAAUUUUGAACAUUGAAAGGUCUUGUUUUUGCAUGUUAUGUUUAGGACCACAGAAGAAUCAACAAGAGUUUGAUUUAUUUGGUGAUAUGUGAUUCUGUUCACAAUUACUUAUGUGAUUCCUUGUUACUUGUUCAUGACAUAUUUAGGUACGGCUUACUAUGAUUGCAAGGAUGGCCAAACCAGAAGAGGUGAGAAAAUCUGUGGGAUGCUGAUAGAAUCAAGAUGAAGUACAACUUUUUUUUUUUAUUUACUCUCGACAACAUGAUGGCAAAAUGAGUAUGCAUGCUCCUCACUUGCAAAAAAUUGAUGCCUGGAAAGGAAUGGGAAUGAUGAUAUUUCCACACUACUUAGGCAAAACGGCUGCAUUUUUUAAAUUCCAUUCCUUAUUUUCACAGUUAGGGUUUCCAUCUAUAGUAAAGUUUCUGUCAAACCUCCAACGUCACCUAUCUCACUCAACAAAAAGAGUAUUGUGCUAAGAGGUGUGAAUUUAGUGACUGAAGUUGAGCAUCAGUCACAUGGCUACAAAGGUUGUAACACCUGCUAUUGCUUAAGCACUUCUUGUCAUGGCCUCCUUAGUAGGCAAAAACCCUGAAGAAAAAGUUUGUUGUCUUGGAAGAACAACCUGAAUCAGCUUAUGUUUGCAGAAGAAGAAUUGCAGCCCUGAAUGCACAAAUGGCUUGAGUAGUGUAGCAUGUGCACUCAUUUUGCUGCCUUGUCAUUCUUAACAGGUUCUGGUGGUUGAAAAUGAUCAAGGAGAAGUUGUCAGGGAGUUCAUGAAGGAUACAGAUGCUAUCAACCUCUACAAGAACAUGAGGGAAACCUUAGGUAAAUAUAACAAUGGAAGAUGAACUAUGCAAGUGUUUUUACACAUUUUGAAAUGAAUUUAAUAAAUUAAUGCUAAUUCAGGGUGCAACAGUGAUUAUUAAUAUGAGACGUGGAAAGCUUGCUAACUUUCGUUUAUUAUUGCAUGUUAAGUUUAUCUCACCCAUUUGGAUUACCAAGACACUGAGAGAAUAAUGACAGAAAAAUUACAGAAUCAAGUGAAUGGCACUGAAUGGUCAUGGAAGAAUCUCAAUACGGUUAGUUGUGAUAUUAUUCAGAGAUUUUUUUUCCCUUGCAAUAUUUUGAAAAGGAUGUUUAGAAUUAUUCUUUGUGUGUGUGAAAAGAUUUUUAACCACGGAAAAUAUUUCAUGUUUGAUACACUUGUCAGUAUUUAUCAUAAUUUUGUUUCGUGCAUUAACAGUUGAUAAUAAACAGUUUGAUUUGUGUUAACAGCUUUGUUGGGCAGUUGGCUCUAUCAGUGGAGCAAUGCAUGAAGAGGAUGAGAAGAGAUUCUUGGUUACUGUAAUCAAGGUAAUGAAUAAAAAUGAUAUAUCUUCCUUCACAUCUUACAAAAUAAGACUUAUUCUUAAAUUAUAUGUUUGUCCUUUAUAGUAUAAAUCAACAUGCUUGAGGAAUGUUGGCUGAACUUUACCACCUUGAAGAUUACAUUAGCCUGUGUUAAUGAGUAGUCUGAAUUUAAGACAUCUUCUUGCUUAUGUACUCCUUAGACUUACAAGCAAAAAAAAAAAUUUUUAAUUUUUAUUGUUUUUUUUUUAAUCCUGAGUAUAUUUUUGUACAUUGUCCAAUUUUCAUUGUGGAAUUUUUUUAUUUAUAGGAUCUCCUUGGCUUAUGUGAAAUUAAACGUGGGAAGGACAACAAGGCAAUUAUUGCCUCAAAUAUAAUGUAUAUUGUUGGGCAGUAUCCAAGGUUCUUGAGGUGUGUAAACAUGCAGCUUAAUAUACGUAUUUCAUGCAGUAUCUCUGCAUGACUGUAUGUGUGGUUGCAUUUUGUUUCAUUGGUACCUUAGCCAUAAGGGAAAAAAUAUCUGAAUCAUAACUAUUUCUUCUUUCCAGGGCCCAUUGGAAGUUUCUGAAGACAGUGGUUAACAAACUAUUUGAGUUUAUGCAUGGUAAGCUUUGUAUCCUUCAUUUUAGUGAGACACUUACAGCUCUGGUAGCAUUGGAAAUAAUUGGCCACUAGAUGGGUGGGGCAUAAUUUAUAGAUUCAUCAACAUUCAUCAGUAAAUUAUUGUAUUUUGUGUUAUAGAAACACAUGAUGGUGUCCAGGACAUGGCUUGUGAUACUUUUAUCAAAAUAGCCCAGAAAUGCAGAAGACAUUUCACCCAGGUAGGAAAAAAAAAAUCCAUUUUACCAGUCUAUUGCUAAAAGCUUGUAAAUAAACUGUACUUUAUUCACUCUUUAUUAGGUGCAGGUUGGCGAGGUUAUGCCUUUUAUUGAGGAAAUACUAAACAGUACACAGUCUAUUAUCUGUGACCUCCAACCACAGCAGGUAAAUUUUUUGUUAUUCGUGGAUUAUGUAGCAGAUUGAAUAUAAGAAAAAUGAUCAAAUAAAAUCUAGAGUGCUAUUGAAAUAACUUACCAGUAUAUUUUGUUUCAUUAUUUGUUUUUUCAAUAUGUUUUCCAUUAAAUUUAUGGCAAACAGACCCCAAAAACAUUCUAAUAUUUCCUUCUUCCUAUUUAUAGGUUCACACUUUUUAUGAGGCAGUUGGAUAUAUGAUCAGUGCACAAACUGUAAGUGACAUAAAGUUUAUGUAUUGUCUUUUUUCAGGCUUUCCUUUUAGAAAAAGUUACAUGAAAAAUGUUCUGUAUAUCAUUUGCAGGAUUCUGUUGUCAUGGAGAGAUUAAUUGAGAAGUACAUGUCACUUCCAAAUCAAGCCUGGGACAACAUUGUUAAAGAAGCAACAAGGGUAAGUUAAGAAAACUGAAUCAGCUGCUGUAUAGUACUGAAUUUUACUUUAAAGAUCUAGCAUUGUUAACAUUAUAGGCUACCAGACAAGUUGAUGGUCCUGUAUCCAUUUCCAGACAUCCAGAGCCUAUUGUGGCAUUCCAGCCACCUUUUUAUGUUAUGUGAUUUUGACUUUGGUAUUUUGUUGACACACAGCCUUAAUCAUUAGUCUUUAUGAACACUGGUGCUUUACACCAAAUAUUCUGGCCAAACCAAACGACUUUGAGUCAUAGAUUUCUUUUUUUCUUUUUUUUAGAAUAUCGAUCAUUUGAGGGAAAUAGAAGUUGUCAAACAGCUGGGAAACAUUCUGAAAACAAAUGUUCAAGGCUGCAAAUCAAUUGGACACCCUUUUGUUACACAGCUUGGAAGAAUAUACCUGGAUAUGCUUAACGUUUACCGCUGUCUUAGUGAAAACAUUUCUGUGGCAAUAGCGGAAAAUGGUGAAAUUGUCACAAAACAGCCUCUUAUAAGAGCAAUGAGAACAGUGAAAACAGAAACCCUCAGACUAAUUUCCACAUGGGUUGGCAAAUCAAAUGAUGCAAAGCUUGUGUGUGAUAACUUUAUUCCUCCAUUACUGGAUGCUGUACUGGGUGACUAUCAGAGGAAUGUGCCUAAUGCACGGGAACCUGAAGUGCUGAGUACCAUGGCAACUUUUGUUAACAAAUUAGAGGUUUGUAUUAAUGUUCUCAUAGUGAUAAAGGACUGUUCAGUGUAGUGUUUACUAAAUUUUUUGUAUAAAAGAAAUACACAAUGACCCAUCAGAGUUCAGGAAAAUAUCACAAGAGCCACCAGGAACUCCAAGUCAAAACAUGUAAAUGGACUAAAUUGUGGAAAAUGGGAGUGAUCAAGGACAAGUUGUCGUAGUUUGGUAUUUAAUUGGUUAACAUGACUUUAAUUUUGUCUUGACUAUUUCUUUUUUUAUUCAAUCUUCAGAGAAAUGUCACAGAGCAUGUGCCAAAGAUAUUUGAUGCUGUGUUUGAAUGCACCCUGGACAUGAUUAAUAAGGUUAGGUGACUGUUGCCAUUGUUUUUAUUUGUAUGAUAAAUCAUGGAACCUUGUAAGAAUUCUGUAAGUUGUAAAGAGUAUGAAUUCUGAAAUAGCCCAUUUUGUUUUCGGUUCUUCAGAACUUCGAAGAGUUCCCUGAACACAGAACAAACUUCUUCCUCCUUCUCCAAGCAGUGGUGCAACACUGCUUCCAAGGUAAUAAGGCUUGCAUGUAAUUGAAAAUCUUCUCUUUGAAACCCUUAAAGGGUCUUUCUCUCUGAUAUUUUUCUUGCUGACAGGCCCCAUUGGCCUAGUGGUUGGUUAAUUCAACUCCAAAUUUAACCUAGCCUCUUAUUUAUUGUAUACAUCACUGCUGAAUCAAACAGGUCAUGGGGUGAGAGGAAAUUAUCUCUAACCAAAGAACAUCUCUAUUGUGAAAGCUGUUAUUUGAAGCCAUAACUUAGCAGUCAUUCAAGGAAAUUUUGCUUUAAGUCUUGGCAAAGUAAAGCCAGCACACAACUGUCUUGCUGCUUGUAACUAAGUCUUGUAGAUGUGACCAUAUCAAAUUGCUUCUUUAUUUGUUUUUCAGCUUUAUUAACAAUACCACCUCAACAAUUCAAGCUGGUUUUAGAUUCCAUUGUUUGGGCUUUCAAACACACAAUGAGAAAUGUUGCAGACAUUGGUAUGUACUUUCAUCAUGUAAAAUUGCAUUAAUUAUUAAGUACUGCAAACCAAUCAUUAUCAGGGCAUGUAAUCAACCUAAAGGAAUGAUACUUUUUCAUAGGGCUUCAUAUUCUGUACUCAUUGUUAAAAAGCUUGGAGCAAGAAGCUGCUGCACAGAGUUUCUAUCAGACGUACUACAUGAUGAUUGUUCAGCAUGUGUUAUCAGUAGUCACAGACACAUCACAUACAGCAGGUACUGUUGAAUAAUGGUACUUUGUGUUAGACACAGGUGGGAACAAUGAAGCCAUCCCUAAGAAAGAAAUACAAAUUUAGCAUUUUUGGACAUGGUCCAAAUUGUGUUUAAAAUUUAUUUCAUUAGAAAAUACUCACUUUAUACUUCCAGAAUAUUAUUAAGUGUAUCCAGUCUUUCUGGACUUGUUAUUAUGCAAAGUUAACUGUAGUGCCUAUGUAAGGAUAUGCACACCAGCAGUCUCUCAUCCCAGUGACCAUAAAUACCAUGCCCCUUAAAGUAAGGUCAAGUCUCUCAUAGGCUAUGAUUUCAUUACUUUAUUGAUUGCUGAACUUUUUUCAGUCAUGUGGUGUAACUUCUUAACUUGUUAGCUGGCUAUGUUUUACACUCAGUAGAUGUCACUGUCAACUUAUAUUGAUAAAGUUAACUGUUUCCUUGUGUCCUUAGGUUUAACAAUGCAUGCAACAAUCUUGGCACACAUGUUCAGUUUAGUAGAAUCAGGGAAAGUUUCAGAGCCUCUUUUUGCUGCAGAAGCAACACAGUAUCCCACAAAUCAGGUGUGUGUGGUUACACAAGCCCUACAAUUCUGCUUGUUUAUAAUUUGUAUGGUUUAUGUUUCUACUCUUUGUGAAAGUCUUGCUAUUUUAACUAUUUUUAACUCAAUCAUGUUUCCCGGUUUUUAGGCAUAUGUUCAAGAGUGCAUAGCCAAUCUUCUCAAGCAAGCUUUUCCUCAUUUGCAAGAGUAAGUGGUGCCUGUUUGCAUACAGCCCGUAACCUAGCUUUGCGCAAUGUGAUCAAUAUCAAGUUUAAUGAUGUUGGAAGUUCUUUCAUAGGCUCUCAAGUUAAGAACACUUGUCAAUCAUGUUUAAUAAAGUGAAUCUGUUAAAAAAAAACAGUGAAACCCACCGAAAACUAUGAAUUGGUAAUUAACACAACUACUCUCAAAUUUCUGAUGGUAAUUGUGGGAUUAAAACAAUUUCAACAUGUAAGAAUGCCAGAGUUUAUUUUUUUCUCUUUUUCUAAUGGUGAUUUUUAUUCUGGUUAGUGCACAGAUUAAGCUGACUGUCCAAGGGCUUUUUGAUCUAAAUCAAAACAUUCCAGCGUUCAAGGAACAUUUGCGAGACUUCAUGGUGCAAAUCAAGGUAUCCUGUCUGUUUUGUGUUGUGUUUAUUCACUUAAUUGUUUUGAAAGAAAUGUUUCAAAUAUAAAUGUAAAGUGGAUAUGAGCUAUUAGACCAGUUAAUUUGACAAUCAUCUUAUGUCCAAAAAGUUCCAGUAACAAAUUUGUAUUUUUUUAAAACAGCAAUAUAUUUAUUCAUCACUGAGUGUUAGUUUGUAAAGGAAAAGCAACAACAACUAGUACAGAGUAAUCAUAUACCAGUUAACUUCUAGUGUGAACUGUAUAUUUUGAUGGCUUAUCAAUCACAAUCCUCAGAUUGUAGUAUGUACAUGUGUGAUAAUAUAGAUGUUAAAACUCAGUUCUGUCCUGUUUAUGUUAUCCAGGAAUACAGAGGUGAAGAUGUCAGUGACCUGUAUUUGGAAGAGCGUGAUCAGCAGCUGAAAUCAGCUCAGGAAGAGAAACGAAAAGUUCAACUCUCUGUACCUGGAAUUGUCAACCCUCAUGAUGUGCCUGAAGAAAUGCAAGAUUAAUAUUUAUUAUUAGUUUUUAAUGAUAUUCUUUAACUAUUAGUUAGAUUUUGCCAAUGAGUAAGAUACUAGUAUUAUCUGCAUGAAACAUGUAUUUUUGUACUUUUUUUGUGUUUGUAAUUACAUGAUAAUCUGGCAGAGAAAAGCAACCUACUUUUUAGGUAAUAGCAAUUCAGAAACAUUGUAUGAAUGACGUAUUGUGGUAUAUGGAUACCACACUCUUUAGCUAUUAUUGACAAUAAGUUGUAUUAUUUCAUGUUGAAAAUAGUUUGCUGCAGAAGCCAAAAGGCCAAAGGCUGGAAGAUACAAUUUUUUUAAAAGAUUUGUUGGUUUAUACUGAGCAGUGGGCGGUUGUAUUCAUUUAUAUGGACUGUUUUAUUAGAGGGGAAAUUUUGGUUGUUAAAAAAAUACUUAUGGCAUACGCCAUCUGAAAUAUUUGGACCAUCUCUCCUUGCUUAGUUUCUUGAACAGUGAUCCACAGAAAGUGUAGUGCUCAGUAUAAAGAUUUUGUCAGUAUAUCUUGAGUUUGUAUUAUUUUGUUACCAGUUAUUUACAUCCAUUCCAUCAUUUAAUAUAAAGUGUUCUAUUGGAAAAGUGUGGAAUAUAAAUAAAAAGACAAGUAAUGUAUUUUAUAUUAUUUUAUAUUGAAAAGUAGGAGUUUAUGAACAGUUAAUAAAUUAAUUGCUGUACAUUUCUAUAUUAUAUGGUGAAGAAUAGUUUCACUGCGAGUCGAAGGGACAAAUCGUGAGGCAGUUUGUGUAACAUUCCUGUUAGUUAGAAUGGUUUAUCAUCAUCAAUUAUCAAUUAAGUUUGAAACUUGAACAUUAGAUUUGUUGUCAAUGCAUUAUGUUGUCAUACAUGAAAACACUUCAUUUGUACCACUGAAGUUGGUUAGUGUUCCAAUGAAAAACGUGUAGUUCAAGUUUAAACAGUUUGCAAUUAGUCCAGAAGGUCACAUUAUGUUAAUCUUGUAUAGUUCAUAACUUGUGAACCAUCAAAUGAAUCAUUUCUCCCUUGAAAGAAAAAGGAAGCAUAUGUUUUAUUGCUCAAGUUGUAGCAGCAAAAUUAGGUUAUGACCUAUGUUUGCUUUUCUGAUGAAGUGAUUGGUCAAAGAAUUCAGUCAAUAACUUCAGUAAAUUUAGGCAGUGUCAGAGCUCCUUUGUAUUUAUACAAUGGUUUGAUUUUUAUUUUGUUAGCAGUUUGCCAUUAUGUGCUGCAGCCUAUCUCCCUGUUUGUAAAUCUGUUUUCCUUGAGAUGCAAGCUUUUAGAGUGGGGGUAACUUUUUGUGUUCCUCAGUCCAGUGGACAUGAGCCCAAGGUAUGUGCAAAGAGAGAGUCAUCUCUCAAGAGACUAUCGCUUUGUGCCUGCCUAGCACUUGCUCCCACUUGCCUUAAAAAUAC
Molecule: messenger RNA, 13163 nt
Organism: Pocillopora meandrina
Lineage: Eukaryota; Metazoa; Cnidaria; Anthozoa; Scleractinia; Pocilloporidae
Source: the annotation of a GenBank genome assembly